AUAAAGGCCACUGCCCCCUUCCAGCCCACCAGCUCAGCCUGGCUCUUACUGACCAGAUGGCACUGCUCGUAGCUCUUGCUGUCCUGAGCCUCCUGCCACUUCUGCAGGCUCACGACCCUGCGCUCGCCAACCUCACCGCCAUACCAAUCACCAAUGCCACGCUGCAGCGGCUCUCAGGCAGGUGGUUCUUUCUGGGUUCAGCCUUUCGCAACCCUGUGUACAAGCAAGCAGCAGAACAGAUCCAGGCGGAAUUCUUUGACUUGGUCCCCAACUUGACAGACGAUACAAUACUGGUCAGAGAGUAUCAGACUAUGGAGGACAAAUGCAUCUAUAACUCCACCCACUUGAGGGUCCAGAGAGAGAACGGGACCCUUUCCAAAUUCGAAGGGGACACAGAACAUUUAGGCCUUCUGUUGCUGCCCAGGGACCCCAAGAGCUUCAUGCUUGCUUUCUCCCUGGAAGAUGAGCAGAACCGGGGAAUCUCCUUCUACGGUGGUAAGUCACACAUCACCCCGGAGCAGCUGAAGGAGUUCGAGGAUGCUGCCACUGUCGCAGGCUUACGCAAGAUGGAAAUCACAUAUGUGGACUGGAGAAAGGAUCGGUGUGGGCCUCUGCAGAAACAGCCCGAACAGGACAGGAAGAAGGAAGUAGAGCCCUAGGAAGAGGCAGCCUGGGCUCAGCCCCAUCAUCACCCUUUGCACCCCUCCGCCCUUCCUGGCAAUCAAUAAACAUCC
This is a messenger RNA of Dipodomys ordii (Ord's kangaroo rat), 734 nucleotides long. It is a transcript of the gene Orm1, whose product is annotated as orosomucoid 1. The transcript is spliced from 6 exons. Gene Ontology annotation, biological process: regulation of immune system process. The coding region runs from base 57 to 659 and encodes 200 amino acids. The record is from RefSeq and is a predicted model, not a curated record. NCBI's taxonomy places the organism in Eukaryota, Metazoa, Chordata, Mammalia, Rodentia, Heteromyidae.